UGCCCACAUGUUAGUUUUAAAUUAUUAGAUUUCUUAUGAAUGGUGUAAAGAUUAAAAGAAGGAAUGUGAUUUUAAGGGAAAGAUUCUCAUAAACCAAAGUGACUUUCCUUCGUCUCCUUUCCUUCUCUCUUGCAUGUGUAAUGGUUAAGGUUGAGAUUAGGGUUUCAUCAAUGGCAUCCCCCAUAUCGACUCCUGGAUUCCCUUCUGUGCGCGCCCGCCAAUCCGCUGCCACUUGUGACUCUGCCAUGGAAACUCGCGUUGCUUCCUUGGAGGCUAUCAUCGCCUCUUUACCUUCCCUCAUCGCCACUGCGAUCGACAAUGCCCUUGAAAAGGCGUUCGAAAAGGCCUUCGAUGCCUCUCUUGAAAAAUUUCGUCGGGAAAUGCUCUCUCGAGGUGCCGGGGAAGGCAUCUCUGCCCCUCUUGCCGGCGAUCAUCAUGCUUCUCCUGCAAUUGAUCCGAUCCAGCUACCUCGGAGCUCAAUCUGUGCUGAAGGAGCCCGAUCGCAUCUCUCGGACGACCAACUGCCUCGGAUCGACCUGGAUGAGGAGGACAACUUUGAUUGUGUAUCGGAGCUUCUGGAAUCCGUCGACAAGGUAACCGACGACGAUGAUUCCGAUGACAUUGUGGUGAUCAGUGAGGUCAACUCAAAGCCUAGCCAAAAGUCUUCGAAACGGACGGUGGCGGAUGAUGACGAUGAUUGUGUGGUCUUGGACGGCGACCCGGAUAAGCCGGUUUCGGUGGUGGAGGAUUCGGGUAGCGGCUCCGACGAGUUGCUUGUAGUUGGGGAAACGGGGCAGGUAGCAUGUAGAGACUACCCUCAUCCACGACAUCUUUGUGCCAAAUUCCCUUUCAAAACUACCCGGGCCCAGAACCACUGUAAUCUUUGUCAUUGUUAUGUCUGUGACUCGCUGGCACCAUGUGUACAUUGGGCCCUUAAUCAUUGUUAUGCCACGGAUGAAGAAGAGAUGUAUAGAACAUGGAGAAAAAUAUUCAAGACACGGAAAGUUGGUUAGAAUUCUAGCCGGAAAGUUAGUCAGCAACAGCCUCCGCUUCAGCAACCUCAGUUUCAGCGGCCAUCUCCUAUCCAGUGUUGCUGGUUAUGAACCCCCCUCGCUUUUGAAACGAAAAAAUCUGUUUGACACGACUUGUGAUUCGGCAAAAUAAGGCUGGUUGUGAGGAGCGUUGGUAGUAUAUAGGUGUUUGAAGUAGUGUACAAGGUAUCCCUGCUUGGAGAUGCAGUAUAGAGGCACGUUGUUUCCCAAGUCUCUACUCGUUAAUUAUUAUUUCUGGGUUUCCCAUAUGCUUGAAAUCACGGGGUACUUCAUUCCUGCA
This is a messenger RNA of Pyrus x bretschneideri (Chinese white pear), 1332 nucleotides long. RefSeq lists its product as uncharacterized. The transcript has 3 exons. Lineage: Eukaryota; Viridiplantae; Streptophyta; Magnoliopsida; Rosales; Rosaceae. The record is from RefSeq and is a predicted model, not a curated record. The coding region runs from base 141 to 1013 and encodes 290 amino acids.